Morone saxatilis (striped sea-bass) is the source of this 2373-nucleotide messenger RNA. Its product is annotated as phosphatase and actin regulator 1-like. The coding region runs from base 149 to 1771 and encodes 540 amino acids. Lineage: Eukaryota; Metazoa; Chordata; Actinopteri; Moronidae. The record is from RefSeq and is a predicted model, not a curated record. Gene Ontology annotation, biological process: stress fiber assembly; cell motility. The transcript is spliced from 13 exons. Gene Ontology annotation, molecular function: actin binding.
UUAUCCGCGUCGGUUCCCGGGGGGGAGCAGCAGCAGAAACCGAGGAAGAGGAGCAGAGCUUUGUGCCUGGCCAGGAUGAAGUCCCGCAGCGGCUCCGGCGGCCAGCAGCAGCGUCCGCCCGCCGCCAACAACAACAACAACGUGGUUCAUGAUCCACUGCCACAUCGGGAAGGAGAUCAAACACAUCUGCAGCAACUGCCGGGGAGCCGAGCAGCUGGACGCUGAGGAAGUGGAGAGGUUGGCAGCGAUGCGCUCUGAUUCGCUGGUUCCAGGCACGCACACGCCUCCCAUUCGGCGGCGGAGCAAGUUCGCCACCCUGGGACGUCUGUUUAAACCCUGGAAGUGGAGGAAGAAGAAGAGUGAAAAGUUCAAGCAAACCUCUGCCGUGCUGGAGAGGAAAAUGUCCACUCGCCAGAGCAGAGAAGAGCUCAUCAAGAAGGGAGUGCUGAAGGAGGUUUAUGAGAAAGACGGCGCCUCCCCGGCUUUACGAGAGGAGGUGAAGAUGGAGAACGGGCGCUCUCCGGUGCUCGGCUCUGGCCUGUCGGACUCUGAAGGUACUGAGCUGAUGGAAGGUGCAGCUGCAGCUGUAGGCUCUCUGGAGUUUCAAAUGCCUAGUGAGGGCGCGUGUCAGCAGGACCACGCCCAGAAGUCCAGCCAGGCUCCGCCCACAAAGAAGUCCAGUGUGUAUCCGGGUGAAAGUGCUGAAUCUACGCUCUCCAGACCUCCUCCACUACACAAACAACCUCCUGCACUACCACCUAAACCCUUCAACAGGCUACCUAAUCACAUUACAGACGGUGCCCCGGUGAAGUUGCCGUGUAUGUCGGUGAAGUUAUCUCCUCCUCUACCUCCAAAAAAGCUCAUGAUCUCCAUACCUGCAGGGAGCAUGGAGCCCUCUUCACUCGCCUUCCAGAAGUGCCCCGCACCUUCCAGCCAUGCUCCAAUGGGCGGGCACUCCCUGCAGUACGGGGCGCUGCCCGUUUCCCUCCACCCCCCCAGCAGAAUCAUAGAGGAGCUCAACAAGACGCUGGCCCUCACCAUGCAGCGGUUCGAGAGCUCCAUGAUGCACGCUGUUCCCACGGUGAUGAUCGAGUGUGACGACGACAAAGAGAACCUCCCCAACGAGGCGGACUACGAGGACCUGCCCGGUAUGUACAAGGACGAGGACGACGAGGAGGAAGAGGAGGAGGAAGAAGACGACGAUGAGGAGGAGGAGGAGGACGACGAUGAUGAGGAAGAUGAAGAUGAUACAUUGUUUACAAGCACACUGGCCAUGAAGGUUUUACGAAAGGACUCUCUGGCCAUCAAGCUGAGUAACCGUCCAUCGAAGAGGGAGCUGGAGGAGAAGAACAUCCUGCCGCUGCAGUCGGACCAAGAGCGACUCGAGUCCCGACAACAAACAGCCACCAAACUGACCAGACGGCUGAGUCAGCGGCCGACAGUGGAGGAGCUGGAACAGAGGAACAUACUCAAACCUCGAAACGAUCUGGAGGAGCAGGAGGAGAAGAGGGAGAUCAAGAGACAUUUGUCCAGAAAGCUCAGCCAGAGGCCCACAGUCGAGGAGCUGAGGGAGGCGAAGAUCCUCAUCCGCUUCAGCGACUACGUGGAGGUCGCCGAGGCUCAGGACUACGACAGGAGAGCAGAUAAGCCGUGGACCCGGCUAACAGCUGCUGAUAAGGCUGCCAUCAGGAAGGAGCUGAACGAGUUUAAAAGCACAGAGAUGGAGGUGCAUGAGUCGAGCCGCCAUUUUACCAGGUUCCAUCGGCCGUAAAGUGGUCGAGCCAGACCUUCGGCCAUGCUUUCACACUCCCACACCGAGCCUCAAGUGUUCAGACCGCUACCUGCUGCCCUCGUACUGCUACCUGCUCCCCUUGCCAGCGUCGACUUCACACUGACAGACUGGACACAACCCGUGUGCUGCGGCCAGCACAGGAAACGGGAGCAAACGCUUCUACAAGUACAGAUGGCUUCAACUCUCCACUGGCGGCUCCCGUCAGUGCAGACUUUACAGACCUCUUGAUAUUCAAAAGCUUUUAUUUGUCCUUUUUUUUUAAUGAGGAAGAGGUGGCGAUUUGUUUACUUUGCUUUUGGGAGUCAAACACAAUCUGUGCCGAUUUGGAGGAUGGGAACGGUAGGAGGUGAAGAUGGGACUUCAUUUUUCUGUUUUUUUACACAGGGAUUGUUUUCUUGCCUUUCACCGUGUUCUCAGCUGGACUUAAUCUUUCCUGGGGGGCGCGCUUGUGUUGGCACAAUGUUACUCCACAGACGACAACUCGAUGAUCGUUUAUCUCAUUUAGCCAGAGGAAUUAAAAUAUUUAUAACAGCUUAUGCUGUUGCAGGCAGCUGAAUCUUAAGCCAAAAUCUCCUAAAAUC